Molecule: messenger RNA, 488 nt
Organism: Cantharellus anzutake
Lineage: Eukaryota; Fungi; Basidiomycota; Agaricomycetes; Cantharellales; Hydnaceae
Exons: 2
Coding region: 187-402 (71 amino acids)
Source: RefSeq, a predicted model, not a curated record
GGAAAAUCUAUCACUUUUCCGCCCCUCUGCGAGCGGAGGCCCAGCACCCACGCCAGAAUACUCAGGAGCAUCGAAGAUAUCCUCUGGUUCGCGAGGAUCCUGAGCAAUACUCAUCUCAUCCGCUAAGGUCAGCUGCAAACUUCCCGAACGGUUGUCAACCAGUUCCGUUCUUGACACGCCGACGAGAUGAGAGUUCAAAUCGCCAUCUUCUUCUUUCACAUAUAUGGACGAUGCGUUGGAGACGUUGCUCGUACCGCUGACUUUCCGUUGUCCAGGCACAUUCGUCCCCCCACGUCUCGAUCCCAAUGGGCUGGGGUUUGGCCGACGUUUUCGGGGCGCUACUCGUGGCCGACGAGGUGUGGGUGGUAUUGGCGAAAGUGCGGUUCGUACUGCGGCGUCUAAAGGAGAUGCAACAUGGGACAGAUGAUUCAUCGUCAUCUUCACGUUUCACGGAUGGCUUAUUUUCGGGAAUUGGUAUGAUUUUUGAG